CUGAAGCCAAUAGCCAUGCAAGACGCGCUCAUCUUCUUGCUCCCCUUGACCCUCCUCCUCGUCCACAUCGUCGUCCGUCUCCGGCUCCGGCAUGCACCGACGCGCAAGGCAGCCUACGCGCGGCUCGCCGCCGUCAGGUCGGCGCUCCUAAGCAAGCUCCCCACUCUCGGCCUCGGCCAGCCGGAUGUCUACGUCACCGACCGUUUCGCCGCGCACCGCCUCCUCGUCCGCGGCGCCGCCGCCGGCGGCGCGUUCUCGGACCGCCCUCCGUCCAUCGUGCCCAGCGCCGUGCUCUCGCGCCGCCGCCACUACAACAUCAACUCGGCGCCAUACGGCCCGCUCUGGCGCGCCGUCCGCCGCAACCUCACCUCCGAGAUCCUCCACCCGUCGCGCCUCCGCCGCUACGGCCCCGCCCGCCGCCACGCGCUCGGCGACCUCAUCGCGGACCUUGACCGGCAGCGCGCGUUCGGCUCCGGCGGAGUGGUGCUCGCCGCCGAGAGCCUGCGCGAAGCCAUGUUCGGCCUGCUGGCCGCGAUGUGCUUCGGCUGCGGCGUCGACGGCGGCCUCGUGCGCGCCAUGGCCGACGCCCAGGACGACCUCGUCCAGUGCUUCCUCGGGCUGCGUGUCUUCGCCACGCUCCCCGCGGUCACCGGGCUCAUAUACCGGAACCGGUGGAGGAAGCUGGUCGAGCUCCGGAGGCAGCAGGAGCAGACGUACCUCCCGCUCAUCGACGCCCGUCGCGACCGGGCCAACCGCCACGGCGAGGCCCCGGCGUACGUGGACACGCUUGUCGACCUCCGCGUCCCGGACGAGCACGCCGCCUCGGGCGGCAACCGUCGCAGGCGCCGGCGGCAGCAGCAGCGGAGGCUCACCGACGGCGAGCUCGUGGGGCUUUGCUCCGAGUUUCUCGGUGCCGGCACGGAGCCCGCCGCGGCGGCGCUGCAGUGGAUCAUGGCGAACCUGGUCAAACGGCCGGACGUGCAGCGGGCACUCCAGAAGGAGAUCGACGCCGCCGUGGGCGCGGACGCCGAGGAGGUCGGCGAGGAGGUUCUUGGGAAGCUGGAGUACCUCAACGCCGUCAUCAUGGAAGGGCUCCGGCUGCACCCCACCGUGCCAAUGGUGCUUCGUCAGGUGAUGGCCGAUGACCAUGUCGUGCUGGACGGCCGGCGUCUCCCGGCGGGCACGGCGGUGCACUUCCCGUUGGCGAGGCUGGCGCGGGACAAGGCGGCGUGGGCAGACCCGCGCGAGUUCCGGCCGGAGAGGUUCCUGGCCGGCGGCGAGGGCGAGGGCGUGAGCCUGGUGGCGGCCGCGGGCAGCGCCGGGGAGAUCAGGAUGAUGCCGUUCGGCGCCGGCCGGAGGAUCUGCCCGGGCAUGGGCGUCGCCGUGCUCCACCUCGGCUACUUCGUUGCCAACCUGGUGAGGGAGUUCGAGUGGGCGGGGGCGGAGGGCGACCACGCCGUCCACCUGCGCCCACACCUCGGGUUCUUCACCGUCAUGAAGCAGCCGCUGCGUGCGCGUCUCAUGCGGCGCCGGCGCCGGGAGGCCAACCCGUGCUGCUAGUAAAAUUAAGAACAACAAUGUACCAUGCCCCCGUAUAAUCAUGGUUUUAAAUAGCGGGCUAAGUGGUUUAGUAAUUGAACUCAAAAAACAGCUAAUAGCGGGCUAAAUGAAGCUAUAGCGGGCU
Molecule: messenger RNA, 1684 nt
Organism: Panicum virgatum (switchgrass)
Lineage: Eukaryota; Viridiplantae; Streptophyta; Magnoliopsida; Poales; Poaceae
Product: cytochrome P450 89A2-like
Exons: 2
Coding region: 16-1560 (514 amino acids)
Cellular component (GO): membrane
Molecular function (GO): oxidoreductase activity, acting on paired donors, with incorporation or reduction of molecular oxygen, NAD(P)H as one donor, and incorporation of one atom of oxygen; iron ion binding; heme binding
Source: RefSeq, a predicted model, not a curated record